AUGGAAGAUGAAAAAUCAAUUGACACUCCAAUGCCUACAAAUGGAAACUUGGAAAGAAAUGAAAAUGGCAAGGAUGUUGAUGUCAAUAAGUAUAGAGGUAUGACUGGUUAUCUUUUAUAUCUUACUGCAUCUAGGUCAGAUAUUAUGUUUAGCAUGUGUAUGUGUGCUUGUUAUCAACCGACUGCUAAGGAAUCACAUUUAAAAGACGUAAAGCGCAUUCUUAUAUACCUUCAUGGUACAUUGAAGUAUGAGCUUUGGUAUUCCAAGGGAAGCGAUUGUAAUUUGGUUGGUUUUAUCGAUUCCGAUUUUUCUAGUUGCAAAUCGGAUAGAAAUAGUACAAGUGGAACUUGCCACAUGUUUUCAAACUACUUAGUAAGUUGGCAUAGCAAGAAACAAGUUUUCGUUGCUUUGUUAACUUUUGGGGAGGAAUACAUAGCAGUUGGUAAUUGUUGCGCUCAAAUUUUGUGGCUUAAACAAAAACUACUUGAUUUUGAUAUUAAACUACAUUGUAUUCCUAUUAUGUGCGACAACACUAGUGUUAUUAAUCUAACUAAAACAUAG
Molecule: messenger RNA, 561 nt
Organism: Lathyrus oleraceus (garden pea)
Lineage: Eukaryota; Viridiplantae; Streptophyta; Magnoliopsida; Fabales; Fabaceae
Product: secreted RxLR effector protein 161-like
Exons: 1
Coding region: 1-561 (186 amino acids)
Source: RefSeq, a predicted model, not a curated record